AUGCGGUUCACGAACCCAUUCUCGCAUCCCCCACGGGACACAUACGAGCGACACUCUCUCAUCGCCGAGCAAGAUGGCCGAGCUUCACCGUCAACAGAAUCGCUGGACGAGAUCAUCGACAUUGAGAAGCGCGAAUACCCCUUCCUCGUCUCGGUGAGAUCCGCAAGAAACUCAGUAUCCUCGUUCCUCAACGAACACCUCCACCUCGGGGGCGACCUGACAUGGACGGACCGCCUCCUCACACUCCUCACCACAUUGAAGCCAUUCGUCUUCCUCUUCCUUCCUACAUUCUUCAUCAGCCCCUUCAACUACUUCACCACACCCCUGGGCCAGCGACCAAAGCCCAGAAAACUAGGUCCGACAGCAUAUCUAGACGGCCUCCGCGGCGUCGCAGCCUUUGUGGUCUACAUCUUCCACUUCUCGUACCUUUGGUUCCCAGACCUUCGCUGGGGCUAUGGUUUCGCGGGCCACCAGAUGUUCUGGCAGAUGCCCAUCGUCCGGGCCCUGCACUCCGGACGCGCCAGCGUCACCGUCUUCUUCGUCAUCUCAGGCUUCGUCCUCACCCUCAAAACCGUAUCGAUGAUCCACAAGCGCAAGAUGGACCAGGCUCUGAGCGCCCUGGCCGGCUCCGCGUUCCGCCGCCCGUUCAGAUUGUACCUCCCCAUCUUUGCAUCGACCUUCAUCAUCGCUCUCUUAGUAUAUGGGGGAGAAUACGUGAGGGACCCCUCGGGUGCGCCCGUACCGCCCCGGGGACCGAGUCUUGACCAGCAACUGCAGCACUGGUUCUGGAGCACGGUCAACUUGAUGAACCCUUUCCGAGCUAUUGUCAACAGAGAGAACAUGAAGGGAAGCGAGUACGACGGGCAUCUCUGGACGAUUCCCGUCGAAUUCAAAGGCUCGCUGCUUGUCUUCUUCCUCUUGCUCAUCUUUGCUCGAGCAAAGAGGUGGGUUCACAUGGUCGGUGUCACGGGCAUCACUCUCUGGCUGGUCCACAUCGGCGACUGGGACCAGGCUCUCUUCUGCGCCGGACUCCUCCUCGCAGAGCUCUCCAUUAUCAUGCCCAACACCGCCCCGACAACGGAGACGACGGAAGACCAGCUCCCCAGCUAUAGACUGCGCACCGUCAAGAGGUACGGCUCGCAAUCCAUCCACAUCUUCCGCCACGCAGGCACAGUAGCCCUCUUCUUCCUCGGCCUCUAUCUCUUCUCCUACCCAGAGUACUACGGGGCAUCGACCCCGGGCUUCAUCACAAUCUCGCAAUGGGUACCAGACUACUACAAAGCAAUGGGCGACCGCACCCAACUCUACUGGAACUCCAUCGGCGCCAUCAUCUUUAUCUUCGCCUUGAUGUACUCCCCGCCCGCCGAACCUCUCCUCCAGCGCCCCUUCACAACGAGCUUCGCGCAGUACCUCGGACAAAUCUCUUACUCGCUAUAUCUGUGGCACGGCGCCAUCAACCACAUGGUCGGCGUCAGGUGGCUGUCGCCGGCGCACGCCGCGUUGUCGCUUGCCGGUGCCCAGGCCAAGCUUGCGUUCUUCUGGGGAUCGUUGGUGAACACGUUGGCUCUGUUGUGGGCGAGCGAUGUCUUUAAUCGGAUAGUUGACGUAAAUGCUGUCAAGUUGACUCGAUGGCUUGGCGAGAAGGCAUGGAGGAAGGAUUGA
This is a messenger RNA of Colletotrichum acutatum, 1662 nucleotides long. Its product is annotated as acyltransferase family-domain-containing protein. NCBI's taxonomy places the organism in Eukaryota, Fungi, Ascomycota, Sordariomycetes, Glomerellales, Glomerellaceae. The transcript has 3 exons. The record is from RefSeq and is a predicted model, not a curated record. Gene Ontology annotation, molecular function: acyltransferase activity, transferring groups other than amino-acyl groups. Gene Ontology annotation, biological process: polysaccharide biosynthetic process. Gene Ontology annotation, cellular component: membrane. Bases 1 to 1662 code for a protein of 553 amino acids.